UUUGGAAGAAAAUAUUCUUAAAAUAGUUUUUCUUCCAGGCGGAAAUGUAUGAUAAGAGCCGGUACCGGCAUGGAUAUCAGCCUGCUAUUUGCCGCUCAAAUUGACUUUUCAAUUUUCAACGAGUGACGACUGUUGACUAAUCGACUUUUUGGUAGUUUGACUUUGAGUAUUCAACAUUUUUCAAAAAAAUUUAGUUAAUUGUAUUGCUCUAAUUGCUGACGAAUUUUACGAUGGUUUGGAGUUGUUGUAUUCCUUUCUGCGAGUCCAAAGGAAAUAAAGGAUCCAAACUAAAGUUGCAUAAAUUUCCACUUGAUAAAAAUCGUCAAACAUUAUGGGUCAAAUCAAUUCAAAACUUUGAACCGUCAUAUAUAAUGAAGAAAUCCCAUUACGUUUGUCAAUGUCAUUUUUUAUCAACAGACUAUGAGUUAAACAACCUACUAAAAAAAACUGCUGUUCCAUCUGUUUUUAGUGAGGUUAUAACGUUGCUGCCUUAUACAAUUUUUGAGGACAAUAGUAAUUUCCCAUCUCAAGUUCCUUGUGAUACAAAUAGUAGUGGUAACUUGACGCUAUCUCCCUCAGUUGACACUAGUAAGGAUCUAGCAGAAGAGUUGUUGCCUUCUACAAUUGUUGAGGACAAUAGUAAUUUCCCAUCUCAAGUUCCUUGUGAUACAAAUAGUAGUGGUAACUUGACGCUAUCUCCCUCAGUUGACACUAGUAAGGAUCUAGCAGAAGAGUUGUUGCCUUCUACAAUUGUUGAGGACAAUAGUAAUUUCCCAUCUCAAGUUCCUUGUGAUCCAAAUACUAGUAAGAAUCUAGCAGAAGAGUUGGAAUGUUAUCCAUUACAGUUGAUGAAAAGUAGCCAUAAUCAAUCCAAUAGUUCAAAAUCACCAUUAAAAACGGAUGUAAAACAAGAUUUUGCAGUUAUUAAGAAAUCCUGUUCACCUCGAAAAAGAAAAUGUUUUAUUGGUGAUUUUGAUGUCCAGGAUUUAAAUAGUCCAAGAAAGCGGUUACGGUAUUGGUCAGAGUCCCAAAAUACAAUUAAAAAGUAUAAAAGAGAAAUUCUUUUAACAAAGAAAAAGAAUAAAAGACUUUUAAAUAAAAUUAAAAAUUAUAGACAACUAAUCAAUCACCUUAAAAAUAAAAAUUAUAUUUCAGACAACUGUUAUUCAGUAAUUAAGGUAAAAACUACAAAUAAAUAAUAAGAGGAAGUGGCACCCGCAAGUGUUGUCUCAGUCUUACAAGUGUGUACGCUCAGCAUGUCAUAGGCUUUCUAUUAUAUUUUUAUUUUAAGCGAGUUAGGAGUAUUUUAAGGUGUACAAAAGAUUUACAAUUUUAAAAUACUCACUUUAAAAUUAAAAUAUGAUGAAAAGCCUCUGAAAAUGACAAGAUAAUAAUCUUAUCUUUAAAUUUUAAUAGAGGCCAAUUCACUCUAAUUUUCAAACUAUUGUAGCUAAACGUGCUCUGCUGAUCAUAAGAUGUUCUAUAUUACUCAAAUUUUGUUAGACAAGAGACAGCACAUGCAGGUUCCACAUCCUCCAAAUAAAUAAUAAGUUGUGUACUUGUGUGUCCAUGUUACUAAUAAACCUUAUAUUUUUUAAUCUGUACAAUUAAUGGUUUUAUAUUUUAUUAUU
Molecule: messenger RNA, 1631 nt
Organism: Acyrthosiphon pisum (pea aphid)
Lineage: Eukaryota; Metazoa; Arthropoda; Insecta; Hemiptera; Aphididae
Exons: 8
Coding region: 231-1199 (322 amino acids)
Source: RefSeq, a predicted model, not a curated record